AUGCCCUAUCCGAAUGGCAUACCCGGCGUCCCCGACCCAACCCCGCAGCAGCUUCAAGCACAACAAUUCCAAGCACAACAACUUCAGGAUCCUUCAGCCAUCAAGUUAACUCGAGGCACCAGCUGCGUACUAUGCCAGCAGCGAAAGGUCCGAUGCGACAAGAACAAGCCAUGUGCCAACUGUGUCAAAGCAAAGGUAGAAUGCCGUGUUAUCCCCCCUCAGCCACCUCGUCGGCGCAAGAAGCGGCUCCAGGAGAAGGACUUGAUUGAUCGCCUUAAGAAAUAUGAAACCCUUCUGGCUGAGCAUGGAGUCAAAGUCGAUGCCAUCGGCCAUGAGCUGAGACCUGAUGGCCCCCCAGGCGAGGACGUCGAUGAGCUUGAGAACGAUUUCGAAGGUCUUAAGACAACCCCUGAAGCGAGCUCAUCCCCUGCACCAUCCAAUGCAGAACAACGGACUGGUGGUGGGGCAUGGUUUUCUUAUCACAAAGAAUUUAGAGCAAGUGAACAUAUGCUCCAGGAUUCAUCUGACGAAGAACCUGAAGUGGGUUCCACCAUUCAUCGCGCAUUUGAUCGUAUGUUUGCUACGGAUGGCUUCCCCUUCAUUAUCGGGGCUACCCCUGGUCCUCUUGCCAACCUCCAUCCCUCCACGAUACACAUCUUUCAGCUAUGGCAAAUAUACAUUGACAACAUAAACCCGCUACUCAAAAUUACGCAUGUCCCUACCGUCCAAGGACAGAUCAUCGAGGCAAGCUCUGAUAUUGAAAAUGCGCCAAAGAACAUUGAGGCUCUUAUGUUCGCCAUGUAUCUGAUGGCAAUCACGUCACUUGAGGAUGCCGAUGUCUACAGAAGGUUCCACGAGCCCAAAAAGGAGCUCUUGGCGAGAUAUCAUGCUGGUACUCAACAAGCGCUCACACAAGCUGGGUUCAUGCGAGUCAACGACCCUAUUCUCCUACAGGCCUACAUCCUGUACCUAUUUGCUGUUCGGUGGUUCGUUGAUCCUCGACAAGUAUUCUGUCUCAUCGGAUUGGCUGUUCGUAUUGCCCAACGAAUGGGCCUUCACCGCGAUCCAGCACAAUUCGGUUUACCACCCUUCGAAGUCGAGCAGCGUCGCCGGCUGUGGUGGACACUUGUGGGAUAUGAUCGGCGAUUGGGAGAGAUGGCAGGAUCAACAGUUACUGCUCUUUCAACCGGCGGUGAUUGUAAAAUCCCAAUGAACGUCAAUGACUCAGACUUGCACAUCGACGGUAAAGAGUUUCCCACACCACACUCUGGGCCGACCGAGAUGUUAUUCUCUCUGACAAGAGUUGAGCUCGCCAUGGCUGUUUCAAGCGACAGUAACCGCGACAGUUACAAGAUGAACAAUCCAGACAAGAGUCCUGGCGGGACUCCUGCUUCAAGAAAUCAAGCUACAAUCCGUCUUGCUGGCCAGGAUAGCCCUAUCUACACCUUGGAGGGCUACUGUGCGCACAUGGAGGGCACAUAUCUCAGCCAAUGCGACCCCAAGAUCCCCCUGCACUUUUUUACUCUCACAAUGACUCGACAAGCCAUGUGCAAGAUGCGCAUCAUCAGUUUUCUUGUUCGCAUGCAUAGCAACGACGACAAUCUUCCGCUCAAGGAUGUUGAAAAGGAUAGCCUUUUCCUACAAGCCACUCAAAUGAUCGAGUACGACAAUAUUGUCCAGUCCUCUGAGUCCCUACGUCCCUUCAAAUGGUAUUCCAUGCAUCACUUCCCUUUUCCCGCCUACAUGUUUCUUGUCCAGGAGCUACGCCACCGUGUCGCUGGUCCAAUGGUGGAGCGGGCAUGGGACGCUAUAGAGCGGAACCACGACCUACGUGGUCUUCUCAACAACUACCACAACCCUAUGCACGUCGCAUUUGGCGGCCACUUCAUCAAAGCUUGGGAUGCUCACGAAGCUGCCAUGAUUGCUGCUGGCAGGCAAGUCCGCAGACCGGCGUUUCUGGAACCAUUGCGUGAGCGUGUAGCCGCUCGUCGCCGAGCAAAGCGUGAGAACCGUCCCGAUCCCAACCUUUCCCGACCUCAAAUUGGCGUCCCGCGGUCUCAGGUCACAACGCCCUCCUCCACAGGGUUUGCCCCUUCUGUUGGCCACACAACCCCCGGGACUGUGCAUCACGGGCAGCGUGCAAACUCAGGCUCCGUUGCCUCUUCAAGUGACGAGCCUGGCGAGAUGGACUGGACCUUCAUGAUGUCCGGUUACAACGACACCGCCAGCUUUACCCCAAUGGGAGGUUUCGGAAGCUUCAGUGGCGGCUUUGGGGGAGGCAUGCCCGGUAUGCCACCUGGGAUGGGAGGUACCGGGCGUGGGCCUCCGGGGGUGCCCCCAGGAGGUCCUAUGUUCGGUGGAAACUAG
Molecule: messenger RNA, 2367 nt
Organism: Fusarium sp. VM40
Lineage: Eukaryota; Fungi; Ascomycota; Sordariomycetes; Hypocreales; Nectriaceae
Source: the annotation of a GenBank genome assembly